Blepharisma stoltei is the source of this 927-nucleotide messenger RNA. Lineage: Eukaryota; Ciliophora; Heterotrichea; Heterotrichida; Blepharismidae. The record is from the annotation of a GenBank genome assembly.
AUGCAGGACAUAGGAAGGUAAUCUCCAAAUAGUCGGAAGCUUUUUGUAGGCGGCCUCGCUCCACACACGACAAAAGACACCUUGCAGAGCCAUUUCAAGAAGUACGGGACAGUCCAGGACUGCAUUUUGAUGAUGGAUCGCGCGUCUGGGCGAUCACGGUGUUUUGGAUUUGUCACGAUGAAAGAAAACGAGUCUGCUGACAGCAUCUUGGCAGAAGAACAAUUAAUUGACGGCAAAAAAGUCGACUGCAAGCUCGCUGUCCCACGAGAACAAGGCGCGGCUGCGAUCACUGAAAAUCCUGCUCCAUAUCGGACCAAAAAGAUCUUUGUGGGUGGGCUGCCUCCAGAUGUGACGCAGGAGAUGUUCAUUAAUUUCUUCGAGCAGUUCGGACAAAUUGAGGACAGCGUCGUCAUGUUUGACAGAGAAACAGGCAGACCCCGAGGGUUCGGCUUCAUCACAUUCGUAAGUGAAGACAGCGUUGACAAAGUCAUCGAAAAUAACGAAAACAACUAUAUCAGUGGCAAGUGGGUGGAAUGCAAAAAGGCCAUGCCAAAGCACAACCAGCAGGAAGAAAGAUAUGGUAACUACCAAGGCUAUACCAACCAGCCUUAUUAUAACCCGCAGUACUCCAGCCAGCCUUACACGAACCAGUACCAAAACCAAAUGUACUCUACCCAAGGGUACCAGGGGCAGCCGUAUAUGAUGUACCCUUACUAUAACAUGGGCUACUACGAGCAGGCUCCAGCUUAUGACCCGUAUUGACAGAACCAGGCUUAUACUCAAGAGGCCAGCGCAGUAGAGCAACAACACAGUGAAGAACAGAUCAAGGAGAAAUUUGUAGACGACCUAUUGAACGACGCUGAGGUUAACCAGCAACAAAAGUAUGAGUUAUGUAGCGAAGAUCACAGAAACAAGACAUUUAACUAA